This is a messenger RNA of Psammomys obesus (fat sand rat), 979 nucleotides long. RefSeq names its product nucleolar protein 12 (gene Nol12). Gene Ontology annotation, molecular function: RNA binding. Gene Ontology annotation, cellular component: nucleolus. The transcript has 6 exons. Bases 69 to 719 code for a protein of 216 amino acids. NCBI's taxonomy places the organism in Eukaryota, Metazoa, Chordata, Mammalia, Rodentia, Muridae. The record is from RefSeq and is a predicted model, not a curated record.
CUGAAACUGCUACACCGGAACUGUUUUAGGCCAGGGGCAGCCACGCCGCCGCCGGAGACUUCCGUGUUAUGGGCCGCAACAAGAAGAAGAAGAAGCGAGAUGGCGAUGACCGGAGGCCCCGGCUCGUUCUCAACUUCGAUGAAGAGAAGCGGCGGGACUACCUGACAGGCUUCCACAAGCGGAAGGUAGAACGUAGGAAGGCGGCCAUUGAAGAGAUAAAGCAGAAGCUGAAGCAGGAGCAGAAGAAACUCCGGGAAGAGCGCCACCAGGAGUACCUGAAGAUGCUGGCAGAAAGAGAGGAGGCGCUAGAGGAGGCAGAUGAGCUGGAGCGGCUGGUGACAGCAAAAACAGAAUCGGUGCAGUACGACCACCCCAAUCACACAGUCACUGUCACCACCAUCAGUGACCUGGACCUCUCAGGGGCCCGGCUGCUAGGUCUGCCCCUGCCUGAGCAAGGGGACUGUGAUGGGUCCCAGGAGGAGGUGUCUUCCUUGGAGAAGCCAACAAAAGCCUUGCCCAGGAAGUCCAAAGAUCCUCUGCUCUCUCAGCGCAUCUCCUCCCUCACAGCCACACUGCAUGCACACAGUCGGAAGAAGGUGAAGAGGAAACACCCUCGCCGGGCCCAGGACUCCACCAAGAAGCCCCCAAGUGCCACUCGUACCAGCAAGACCCAGCGUCGCCGCCGGAUGACGGGAAAAGCCAGGCACAGCGGGGAGUGAGCCCUCAAGCAGCCUGUGGCUCCCCAGCCAGAGUCCUUGGCUGUCCCUAUAACCUAGCUACACUGAGGGGUAACUGCAGCCUAAGCCUGAAAAUCAGGAUGUCUCCAGCCUGGGGUCAUCCUUGCUUGGGAGCCUCCCUGGGGUCUGAGCCCAGAAAGAAUGGGCUUUUGAGAGCCUGGGCUCCAGGAGCCAGCAGAGCAGUGUUGGGGUUCCUUCCCAAAUGUACACCCACCUGGUACUCAACAGAUCUCUGAAACUCC